AUCAAGAUAAAAGUUUUCCAGUAGUCGUAAAAUGCCAACAUUUUAUUCAUUACUACUAUGUGUAUGGGUUAAAUUAAAGAAACUUAAUAAAAAAAAAAUUGCAUUUUAUUAAAUUUUUACUUUCGAAAACAAUAUGGAUCAAAUUUCGGACAAAGAAAGCGACGAAAUCCUUAAUAAGAAUAUAAAUAUACAAAGUGUUACAAAUCGUUUAUUGCAUAUGUUAACCGUGGAUAGAGAAGAAAGAGUACUUGCUGCUACUAAAUUUUCUCUUCAACAAUUAUCAGAAACUCAUUCCAAACAUGUUAUUCAAUAUAUGAUACAUUAUAAAUUACAAAACUCUUUAAGUGUAGUUGAAACUAAAACUUUAUUAUCAGCUAUGAAGGUUAUUUGUGAAAAUCACUUAAAUGAAUUUGAUACAGAAUUGAUCGAUAAAAUUGUUCAAUUUGCUAAAAAUGAAAUGAUCAAGUCUUCGGAUUCCCAGUUUCCAGCUUCUGAUAUCCUUAUUACUUUAGACAGAGAAAAAUCUGAGCAGAUAAUAGAAAAUCUUAUGGACUGUUUACAAGAUGGAAUACCUCCUCAUUGUUCAAUAAUUUAUUCUCUUGGACAUCUUGCUUCAAAUAAUCCUCUAAAAUUUAUUAAUUUUGUUGAAAAAUUUUUAUCCAUUAUUUGCUCAAUUAUUAAUCUUAUCAAAUCAGAUGCUCAUCGCAAAAUUUAUUCUACAGCCAUUGGACAAGUUUGUGCUUCUGUAAUUGAAUGUGAAUCUACAGAUUUCGAUAAAGUUAGACAGAAAUAUUCUGCCCAAGUAGAAAAUAUUUUCAAAGUUAUAAAUCAUUUAUGGUUAAUUUCAAGAGAUGUAAAAGUUUAUGAAUGUGUUCUGGAAUCAUUGAGUUCUAUAAUAAUGUUGCUGAGUAAAGAAAUGAUUAAUAAUAAUGUUAUACAAAUUCUUACAAGUAUUAUGAAUUUAUAUAAAAAAUGUUCAGCUGUUGGUUUAUCCCGAUAUUGGAUUACUCAAUAUUUAGCCAGUUUCUUAUCAGUAGCAUCAGAAAAUUUAUUAGAUCCAGUUGUUGAUAAUUUAUUCUUAAUAUUAAAUGAAAUGGUUGUUGUAAUACCAGAUUAUGAUUAUCCAAUGUCAAUGAAAAAUCAUUCUGAAGUUCUAAGAUGUUAUACUUAUUUAGGUCAACAUUAUGGUGGUAAAAUUAUUGAAAUAAUAAUGAGAGAUUUACAAUCUAAUACGGAUCAAGCAAAAAUGGGUGCUCUAUUAAUUGCAUCCCAUUUAUUAAAUGCUUCCAACCAAAGUAUAAAAUCAAAAUCUUCUGAAAUCAUUCCAAUUUUAUAUGAAAUGUUAAAAUCUAAUAGCACAUUUCAAAUGAAAAAUUUACUCGUUAAAAUAUUUAUCUGUUUUGCAUAUCAAGGGCAUUUGUCUGAAAAGGAUGAUUUUUUCAUUGAAUUUUUAAUUAGAAACAUAUGUAAUUAUAGUUCUUCAAACAACAAAUAUUCUCAAGAAACUGAAGGGCAACAAAUAAAACAGACAUGUGAAGAUGCAUUAUACAUUUUAUGUACAUCAGUUGAUCUUGUUCAAAUACUAUGUUGGAAUAAACUUUUAACUUGUUUUUUAAGCCCAGAAUAUGAUUGUGCUGUAUCUUCAAUCACUAAAUCUUUAGCACAUAUGGCAACUAAACCACAUUUAAGAGCAAUAAGAUUUGCUAGAGAAAAUGAUGUAAUUGUACUACGAUGUCUUCAUCUAUUGUGUCAACCAUUCAAAGAAAACAGGGGCAAUAACAUAAUACAUUUUUUAAUGAAUUAUGGAUUUUAUGAUUUAUCUGAUGGCGAUAAAGAAUUUUGGAUAAAACAUGCUGACAUAAUAUUACAUUUUCUUGAUACUACUACUGAAAAUAAUGAUAAAGAAUGGGAAAUAAUAUCAUUAAGUACACUUAGUAUAAUUUUAGAAGAAGAAAAAAUUGAUAAACAUUGGUGUCUCCAAUUGACAGAAAAAAUUUUAGAAGAUUUAUUAAAAAUGUGUGAAAACACUAAAAUGCUAUCAUCAUAUGAGUUUUUUAUUAUUAAAAUCAUUUCUAAAGUGUCUGCAUAUUAUGAUAGUAGAGAAUUAACUCUAACAAAAAAAUUAUUAAAUCUAAUAUUCCAUUCGCUUUCAAAAAUGGCAUUUGAAAAUACAUUUGAACUUUCAGAUGCCAUUGGUAUUAUAAGUAGAGUACAUACUGAAAUUGUAGUAAAGCAUUUAUUAGAUUUCAUGGGAAUUGAAUUAAACAAACAACCAAAUAAGUUUUUGGUUCUUAUUAGAGAUAAAGGAAAUGAAUUAAAUCGUGACAAAAUUCGUUUGUCUAUUGCCACAAUAAUACCUAAUAUAAUAGUUAAUGGUGAACUUCAAAGUGUCAUCAGUACAAUGUAUGAUAUUGCUAUAUUAAUCACUCAACAAAUAGGUUUAUCAAAGAAUUUAGAAACAAAAAAAUCAUUAGUUCAAUGCCUUGGAUAUUUUACUGAAAUUAUGGGUAAAGUGGAAAAUAGUGAUACAAUACCAAAUUUAAAUAUUAUACGUGAUAUUGUUAUAAAAAUAUUGGUUGAACAAAUUUCAAACUUCAGUACAUUAGUUGAUUAUAUUUAUUAUGAAGUACUAUGCUCUUUUAUAAAACCUGUCGCAGAUAUUGAACCAAUUGAUUUAGGCACAAGAUCAUUGAUUUUAACAAACUGUGUUACAAAAAUAUUUCAGUUAUCAUCUUUGGAAAUAGAUACUAGAGAUGAAAAACAAAUUUUAUUGACCUUAAAUCAUUUAUGUAAUGUCAUUGAUAAAUUAAUCAUAAUCAGAAGUGGUUCAUAUGAAGUUAUAGAUGAACUUGUUAAAUAUUUAGAUCCUUAUAUCAUUUCAAAAAAUAUUUAUCAAAGAUUUAUUGCUAGUCAAAUACUUCAAAACAUUUUAAAUUGCUAUUACAAUCAUAGUAAUUAUCAAAUGACAAAGCUGCCUCAAUGUUUGAAUUCACCGGCUCCUUUAUUCGCUCAAUUAUGUAUAAGGUUGGGUGAUCCAGAUGAAAAAAUAAGAAUAAAUAUUUCAAAAUGUUUAGAAGUUUCGUUAAAAAUUACAGCUGUCUACAAAGGCACUUUUACUGAAAUAUAUAUUAAAGACUCUAAAUUCAUUGAUAAAAUUAUGAGUGAAAACAAUCCCAAUUCAUAUGAUAUGCUAUUUGAGACCAUUAAAAAAAUAUUGAAUCCAGCAGACUUAUCAUUAUUUGCGAAGUGUUUGAUUGAUGGUUUAAGUGAUUAUGAAGAAGAAUGUCAGUUAAAGACAAGCGAGAUACUAAUUAUAUUAUUUCCAUUAAUUGCACAACUUAUACCUCAAAAAUCGUUUAAUGAAAUCUUGGAAUAUUUAUUUAAAAAAAUUGACAAUGACAAUGAAACUAUCAAGUCAUGUAAUAUUCAAGCACUGAAUACUUUUGGUAAAUACAACAAAUCAGAAUUUUUGGAAUUGCUUAUCAACCAAAGCCUUCCGUAUAAUACGACUGUGUGUACCAUUUGGCAAAACUUAGGAAAACAAGAUAUAAAUACUCAAAUUAUUGAUACACUCUUAGAGUUUGUGACAUUAACGCCAUUAUACGAUAACUCUUCAAAAAAGUUUCUUAAUAAACCAAUUGCUUCUCUCAUUCCAGUUGCAGCUCUCAGUGGUUUAAACGAAAUUUUAAAACAGUAUCCAUACGAUUGUGCUAUACAAUCAUUUCCCGAUUUAUUUAACAUUACAUUUCUCACACUUGCUGCUUUGAUAAAUGUGGGAUCUCCAAUAAGAGGAUCAAACAAAAAUGUAUUUACUUCAUACAAAGAAGUUUAUGAUAUAAACCCUGCAAAAAUUGCUCAUGAAACACUGUAUAACUUAUUGAAAUCAAUCAGUUUAAACGAAUGUUCUGAAAAUGUAAUGAAUGCCAUAACUUGUUUAGAAACAACUGUUGAUACAAUAAUGCAUAAAUUAGCGCCAUGCAUUAUCAAAGGCUUGGUUGAAAGUCAUCCAAAAUUGAUCUCAAAAAUAAUUAACAAUUUUGAUAAAAACGUAAGCAGUACUCUUGAAUGUCAAAGAAUUGCUAUUGUAGUGCUAUGUUUAUGUUGUGCAGAAGCCAUGUCAAGUGAUACAAAACACACUAAUAGUCUCAUUAAUGUCUUCUUAAAAUGUUUAAGUGAUACGUCCUAUGUUGUACGUAAAUAUUGUUUAAAAGGUCUAACUGUUAUAUGUCAGCACCAUCAACUUAAGUCAGAUGAACAAUGUCAGUUUAUUUUGGAUGCAUUAAUGCAAGGUAUAGAUGAAUAUCAAACACAACAAACUGAUGUAACAUUAGAAGCUCUACGAGGUCUCAUUUCAUUAAUUUCACAUUUAUCAUUAGAACAAUUUGAAAAACACUAUGCUGCUUUAACAUUUAGAGUAAAACAGUUUUUUGAAAAUGAGAACAAUGAAAUGAGAUGUACAUCUAUAAGACUUUAUGGAGAACUAUGUUCAAAUACACACAGUUUUAAGAUAGAUGUUGACAUGUCUCUCCUACAUAAUAAUAUUGUGACACUCCUCAUGCAUCUUUGUGAAAACGACAAAAAUAUAGUAGAAGCUUGUAAGUUUGCCUUGAAAAAAGUAAGUGAUGUAUUACAAUCCGAAAAAAUUGAAGUCCUAUCUGAAAAGUAUUUGGUUGAAGAUAAAAAAAUGAAAUAUUCAGAAUUUUUAACUCAUAUGUGUAAUAUUAUUACUUCAGAAUUUGUGUCCCAUGUUUCAACAUACACUAUGAUUGGUUUAUCUUAUACUAAAAGUAUAUUUCCUGAUAUUAGAGCAAGUGCUGCUUUAUUUGUUGGUAUACUUCACAAAUCUAACUUGGAUAAAUCUUCAUUCAACAUAAUUUCAAGUAAAAUGUUGGUACUAACUAAUGAUCCAAAUCCAACUGUUCGUGCUAGUGCUGUAGCUUGUCUUGGAAAAUUAUACUCUUAAAAUUAGCUAUUUAAAUUUUAAACUGAACUACUGUAUUUCAUUGAAAUAUUAAAUUCAUUAACUAUUCAUUUUUUAAAGGGCAAUUUUUUUAAAUUUUCAAAAGUAUUGUUGUGUUGUUUAUGGUAUAUAAUUGAAUUAUUUAAACAUAUUUAAUAAUUUAUUAUAAUUGUUUGAUUUGGUUAUAUUUUUUUACAUGAUAUUAAAUUUUAUUAAAGAAUUGUUACAAAUAUUAUAUAUAUAUAUUUUUUUUGUGCUUCAAUAGUUUAUAUAAAUGAGUUGUGGUUAUAAUAAUAUAAAGUUAAUGUUGUGAAUCAAUAUUUUUGAUUAAAAGUUUUGUUACUUAUUUGUAUAUUAGUACUGAUAUCUAGUAAUAAAAAAAUUGUGAUUAUUACAUUUUUAUACUAUU
This is a messenger RNA of Daktulosphaira vitifoliae (grape phylloxera), 5369 nucleotides long. RefSeq names its product maestro heat-like repeat-containing protein family member 1 (gene c11.1). Gene Ontology annotation, cellular component: cytoplasm. The coding region runs from base 134 to 4963 and encodes 1609 amino acids. Gene Ontology annotation, molecular function: protein binding. The transcript is spliced from 30 exons. The record is from RefSeq and is a predicted model, not a curated record. NCBI's taxonomy places the organism in Eukaryota, Metazoa, Arthropoda, Insecta, Hemiptera, Phylloxeridae.